AUGGACACUGGCAAGUCCCCUAUUUUCAUACCUAUGCACACCUGGCCGAUCACUGCGGAAGAUCCAACCGUGCUGUGGAGCUUCCCCCAGGACCACACAGACCAGGAGGUCCUUCAGACGAUACCAAAGUUCUGCUUUCCCUUUGACGUGGAAAGGGUUUCACAGAGUCAGGUGGGGCAGAAUUUCACCUUUGUGCUGACGGACAUUGACAGCAAACAGAGGUUUGGGUUCUGUCGACUCACUCAAGGCUGCCGGGUCUGCAUAUGUCUGCUCAGUUAUCUACCAUGGUUUGAAAUCUACUACAAGUUGCUGAAUACUCUGGCAGACUACCUAACGAAACAACAGGAAAAUGACUUGAAUGACAUGCUGAAUUCUCUCUAUGAUCUGCCUGUGCCAAAGCCCUUCACGCCAGUCAACCUGAGUGUGAAUGAGCAGUUGUAUAUUGCCACUGGGCAAGUACUGAGAGAUCGGCGAAGCACGGAGCCGCACUCCUACUUCAUCGCCCCGGAUAUCAAUGGACUGCCAACGAUCCCUGAGAGUAGGAACCUGACAGAGUACUUUGUGGCUGUGGACGUCAACAACAUGCUCCAGCUCUACGCCAGUAUGCUGCAUGAGCGGCGCAUCAUCAUUACCUCAAGCAAGCUUAGCACUUUAACUGCAUGUGUCCACGGUGCGGCUGCUCUGCUCUUUCCUAUGUACUGGCAGCACAUCUUCAUCCCUGUGCUGCCCCCGCAUCUUCUGGACUACUGCUGUGCCCCCAUGCCAUACUUUGUGGGAGUUCAUCUUAGUCUGCUGGAGAGAGUACGCAGUCGAUCACUGGAGGAUGUGGUCAUUCUGAAUGUGGACACCAACACCCUUGAGAGUCCAUUUGACGACCUGCACAACCUGCCCGGUGACGUGGUGUCUUCUCUGAAGAGCAAGCUGAAGAAGCAGUCAACAGCAACAGGAAGUGGUGUGGCGAGGGCUUUCAUGAGAGCGCAGGCCGCUCUGUUUGGAUCCUACCGAGAUGCCCUCAGAUAUAAACCUGGGGAGCCAAUCACUUUCUGUGAGGAGAGCUUUGUGAACCAUCGCUCGAGCACCAUGAGGAACUUCCUGUCCAUGGCUGUCAACCUGCAGCUCUUCAAACAGUUCAUCGACGGACGGCUGGCCAAAUUGAACGCAGGCCGCGGCUUCUCCGACGUGUUUGAAGAAGAGAUCACAGAGGGGGGCUUCUGUGGAAGUAAUUCAAGGUCUUACCAGCAAUGGAUGCACACUGUAAAGAGAGGAGGAGCACUCUUCAACACAGCUGUGACAAAGGCCAAGAUUAAUGCCAAGAGGGGCAUCCGGGACAUUAAGGGCAGACUUAAAGCAAGGGAAGAAGAAGAAGAGGGGAUGAUGGUCUGUGCAGGGUCUCCCACUAGCACCAAGAGCCUGUCUCCAAGGAGACUGCAACUUGAACAAGUCUCCCAUGAGCAUGGGCCCUCGAGAUCUUGGCUACGGGCUUGAUGACGAUGAGCUGGACACUGCAAGCAAGAUCUCCUCGGAGGACAGCGGGGAUGUCCCUUCGUACAUCGAGGACAGCGAUGAUUCCUACUCGCUAGAACUGGACAUCGAUUCCUCCCGCUCAGGCCAGAUGAACCUGCUGGAGGAAAUCCUGGACUCUCUGAACACCACAACGAUGGAGCAAGGCAAACUCAGCACUGCCAAGAGCCUGGACUUCUUCAGGUCCAUGGAAGAUUUAGACUACAAGGCCCCGAGCAAGCUCACACCUUCCAGCGACUCUAAACCUGCAGAUGAGAGUGGCUGCGGUGCAGGCGGGGAUCAGGGUGGCUGGAAUAUGGGCCAGGAUGACAGCGCAGUCCACGGAAAACACCUUCCCCCAUCACCGCGCAGACAGCCCAACAAGAGCAGCCUGAAGGUGUCAAAGAAACCGGCGACAGCUCUUGCAGUGCCCGUCAUCACAGCUACACCUCCAGCCCAGGACACUGACAUCUCCAAGUCACGUCCUCGUCAACCCAGCUCUGACCCUCAGCUUCUACCUCCAGGGCGACAACCAGGAGACCGCUACUCCUACUCGCCUUCAAUGUCCCAUAGAGUUACACCGAUGCCGCCAUCCCCCUCUCUCUCCCAUACCUACAGUUCUCCAGAAAAUUAUUCUCCUGUACCAGCGGCACGGCCUCGGACCAUCUCAGACCCACAAACCAGCACAGAGCUUCCUCAGGCCCAGAACCAGACUGCCUCCACCAGCAUCCUGAGGAGGAAGGUGCUGUCCAAGGAGACAGUGAGGCACUACCAGGAAAAGGCCCUCCAGAGGCAGGGCAGCAAGGUCCACCAGGAGGGUCAGGGGAGCCCGGCAAGUAACAGCCAUUCAGCUAUGCAGGUCCCAUGGGAGAAAGAGGUGUCCAAGGAGGGGCUCCUGGGGCUCGGCCUGUGUCUGGGUCAGGGUAAAGGCUCAGGGGCGGCUGUGGUGCAGGAUCAAGGCCUCCUCGAGGAGAUUGAGUCCAUGUGUUGCCUCAGCUCAGUCCUCCACACCAGCCUGCAGCUCUCACAAGUUCACUGCAACAACAGUCACCACCAGGUCCAGGGCAAAGCCACAGACGAGUCGUAGGGAUGUCAAAGACUCAAUGUCUGUAAAACGCCAUAGGUUCUACUGAAAUAUAUUCACUUUAAUUCUUCUAUUACUAUUAGCCGCUAUCUCAACAACGAGAUCUUUUUUUAUCUCAACACUCAGCUAUCAGGAAAUAUUACGGACAAAGUUGAUGUCAUACAGGCAGAGUAACAACAGAGUCACAGCCACUAGAGCAGGAAAUAGGAAGAGGUAAAUUAGUGCACUGCACAAGUCUCCAUCUUUUCAAGACAUUUCUCUGUAAAAUAGAGCCCUAGAAACCUUAUUUUCUUCAAAUCUGCCACCACAGUAAGAAUGUUUAAACCUGUUUUCAAUAACUAUGAACUUGUUUCAAGAAUGUUCUUGAAAUGAAUGUCUGUAUCUUCAAUACACGUAAAUAUCUCUAACACUUAUAAUACAUUGAUUUACAAUGGAAACCGGUUCAAAUGAUCUUACUACAGUGGCAGGUUUUUUCACAUUCAAUGCAGGAUAGGUGCUUUUCCUCUGAGUGAAUUGAAUAUUUAGCUUAAGUGACAAGAUGUGAAUUUAGAAAGUUAAAACAAGUGAAUUAUGUUGUAAACUUGGCACUUCAAAAACACAAACUGAGGCCAUAGUACUUAGAUUGCUUUGUGUUUUUGGAGUGCUGUGAGAUCAGAUUUUUUUGAAACUCAAAUGCAAACAAAAAAAGACUUGAUAAGAAGGAUGUUUUUGCAGUGUGUUUACUGCUCAUCAUAGUAUUUCUGUCUGUAAUCAUCUAACUUUAUGGAUAACACAUAUUAUUUUCCUGUGUUGUAUUUUUCAUCGUGUAACUAUUCACAAUGCAAUACCUGGGGGGAAAAAAGACCCAUUAAUUACAUUAUGGGUAAAAUAUGAGUCUCCAACCGGAAAUUGAAGAAUUUUCCACCUUCACUUGAGAAAAGAAGUCAGAGUACUUUUUCAGGAUUAAGAAGGGAUGCAACACACCAUUAUGUCAGUCCUUUACUCACAGUGUUCCAAACAUUUCACAUGAUCAAAUUAAAUUUGCACUUGUAGAUUAAAAAAUUGUACUCAGAGUCUUGACCGCCUGAUACUAAAAUCAUUUGAGCAAACACAACAAAAUGAGGCAGGAUUUUCAGACUCAAAGUCCACUCUGGCCUUUGAAACUAAUUAUACACUGUGUAAUUUAAAUGUUUGUUUUCUAUCACCAUGCCUUAAAUGGACAUGUGAUUUGUUUUUAAUACUCUGGUGUCUUAAUCCAUAGAUACCAUAACAGGUACUUUGUAAUCAGAUUUUCCGAUUCUCUCAGAUCGUAAAUGCAACAGUUAACAAUUAUUAAACAGCACUGUGUUUCUCUGGAUUAUUAGAA
Molecule: messenger RNA, 3929 nt
Organism: Morone saxatilis (striped sea-bass)
Lineage: Eukaryota; Metazoa; Chordata; Actinopteri; Moronidae
Gene: dennd1b
Product: DENN/MADD domain containing 1B
Biological process (GO): endocytic recycling; endocytosis
Cellular component (GO): intracellular membrane-bounded organelle; cytosol; nuclear speck
Molecular function (GO): phosphatidylinositol phosphate binding; guanyl-nucleotide exchange factor activity
Source: RefSeq, a predicted model, not a curated record